Molecule: messenger RNA, 7277 nt
Organism: Pecten maximus
Lineage: Eukaryota; Metazoa; Mollusca; Bivalvia; Pectinida; Pectinidae
Product: multiple epidermal growth factor-like domains protein 11
Exons: 5
Coding region: 219-4190 (1323 amino acids)
Molecular function (GO): scavenger receptor activity
Source: RefSeq, a predicted model, not a curated record
AACAUUGCACACUUCCGUUUUCCUUGAAUCAUUGAAAUGAUAAAUUGUGUGUACCCAACACGAAUAGGACUAAUUCUACAAUAUAUCAGUUGGUCAUAAAUGGCUAGAUCCGAGAAGAGGUUGGACGUGUGUUUGUUAUACUCGAACAACGCAUCUAGCCAGACAUGUUCUGAAGUGCUAGUGUCAUUGGUAGGAGAAACACCAGAUCCCAUUCAUUCAUGGCCAGGCGGAGUAUCGUGUCCUUUGUUGAUAGUACGAAAUGGAUUAUACUUUUCUAUAUGUUAAUUUCUCAACAAAGUAAUGCCACAGCUUGCCGUGGCCAUUGUUCCGACCUGGGCUGUGAUUCAGACGAAAGGUGUUAUGCAUGUAAACACCAGUGGUAUGGCGAAAACUGUAACCAGCGAUGUUCAGACUCUUGUUCUUUUACGCACAUCGAAACUAACACCGAAAGCAGCUACCUCAGAAUCUGUGACAGACUAACCGGCACAUGCAAGGAACCGUGUAGUUCUGGAAGCAAAGGUCCAACAUGUGAUGACGAUUGCAACUUCGGCUGUGCGUUGGGCGGAGAUGGGGACAACUAUGGAAAUAGCUGUGACCGGUACACAGGUGUAUGUCGGUUUGGAUGUAAAAGCCAAUACCACAGUCCCAAAUGCGACAAGAGGUGUAGCGUGGGGUGUAAAUCGCGGUAUGUAGGGGAACACAUACAGAACUGCAGCUCCAUAACGGGGGAAUGUGAUGCCGGAUGUAUGCCAGGGUGGUGUGGGGGACCAUGCACCAACCAGUGUAGCGAACAUUGUGUCGGUGUACUGAACACAUAUUACGGCAAAAAUAUUCGCGAAUGUGAAUGCAAUGGUGAAGUUGCUGGAAAAUGUAAAAAUGGAUGUGAGGACGGCUGGUACGGAAGUAACUGCGAGUGCACUGAAGAAAUAGUUGGAUGUGACGAAAGAGGAUGUAACAAAACAACUCAUGACUGCAUCGGUUGCCUUCCAGGUCUAUUUGGAACUAAUUGUGAGGAGUCAUGUUCUACAGGGUGUGUCGGAUGCCACAGGGACACGGGGGAAUGCCAGCAAUGUAAGCCUGGAUGGUAUGGUACCAAGUGUACUGAGAAAUGUAGCUUAGACUGCUUCAACAACACAUGUGAACAGGAUACUGGGAAAUGCCUUCCCUGUCCAGUAGGAUAUUUUGGUCGUUCAUGUGACUUAGCAUGUACCCAGGACUGUGACUCCCAGGGCUGUCAGCGGGAUAAUGGCACCUGUGUCCAAUGUCCGGAAGGGAGAUAUGGUUUGAAAUGUCAACAUGUCUGCUCGGAGACCUGCCAGGAAUCUGGAUGCGAGAGAUUUGAAGGCGCGUGUUUUUCCUGCCAGACAGGAUACACCGGUGUUACAUGUGCGUGUAGAGGUAACUGUAAAAAUGACGAAUGCCCCGAUUCCAAGUGUGUUUCGUGUGAGACUGGGUUUUAUGGAGAAGGAUGCGAUAUAAGGUGUUCGGCGCACUGUGUCGACCAAGCGUGUGACCAGACUACAGGAGCAUGUCUCGGAGAAUGUGAAAAUGGCUGGUACGGUGAUAAAUGUGACUGCGUUGGCCUUUGUGACACAAGUGGAUGUGGUGCGGUGACAAAGUUCUGCGAGGGAUGUCAAUCUGGAUGGCAUGGAGUUUAUUGCAAUUCAUCCUGUCCACUCAACUGUGGUGAAAAUGGAUGCAAUAUGUUAACCGGACGAUGCCAUCGCUGUAGAGAGGGCUAUUACGGACAUACAUGUUCGUGUACGGGGGAGUGCGCACAAUCUGGCUGUUCACCCGAUGGAACUUGUUACGAAUGUGCGUCAAGAUUUUACGGGCAAAAAUGUAGACAGGAAUGUCCGGUAAACUGUCAUGGGGCGUCUUGUAAUCGCGAUGACGGGAUAUGUAGCGGAUGUCAAGCAAGCUAUUUUGGUGACAAAUGUGAUUCGUCCUGUCCUCAAAAUUGCAAGAAUCAUUCUUGUAUUCAGGCCUCCGGUGAAUGUGAAAGCUGUUCUCUAGGUUUCCAUGGUGUCACAUGUGAGAAGACCUGCCCUUUGCACUGUCUUGAUGACGAAUGUGAUCAAGUGACUGGGAGAUGCAGUAGGGGUUGCAAGCCAGGCUGGUUUGGGGACCAGUGUCAGUGUACGGGGCACUGCGGAAACACGGGAUGUGACUUAAACGGAACGUGUAAAGAAUGUGCCGUUGGUUGGUUUGGGAGUGAUUGUUCUGUCGCCUGUUCAAAGAAUUGUGUUGAAACGUGCGGUCGAAUGACUGGGACGUGCGAUGCUUGUCCUGAGGGGUUUUUCAUGGCUGACUGCUCUUUAAGAUGUUCUGAAAACUGCGAUGGUCCAUGUGACCAGUUUAAUGGAACCUGUGCAUCGUGCAAACCAGGAAAGUCCGGCGCAAAGUGCGACUGUUCUGGCUACUGUGAUAAUUACGGAUGUAACGAUAACGGCCGUUGCUUUAAGUGCCGGAGUCGUUACUUUGGACGCGGAUGUUUGCAACUUUGUCCUCAACAUUGUCUGCGCCCGAAGUGUUCCCGGAAUUCCGGAAACUGUCGAAAUUGUACAAUGGGCUGGUAUGGGAAUAAAUGUGAUUGCACAGGACAUUGUGAAAACGGCAAAUGCUCACCAGAGGGUCGCUGUUUUAAAUGUGCCAAAGGUUGGUACGGCACGAACUGUACGGACAAAUGUCCUCGGAACUGUGCGGACGAUGUGUGCGAUCAACAAAGCGGCGAAUGCACUUCGUGUAAAACGGGAUGGUAUGGUUCUAGAUGCGAUUGUACCGGAAAAUGCGACGAAACGGGGUGUGACUCGGAAGGAGUAUGUCGUACAUGUGAGGCAGGGUAUCACGGCGAACAAUGUUUGGAUAUAUGUCCGUCGGUUUGCGGUGACAGAGGAUGCAACCGUCUCCAUCCACAGCAAUGUGACUGUGCCGAUGGCUGGUUUGGACAGACAUGUGACUGUUCAGGCCACUGUAGUGAGGAUAGAUGUAACUAUACCGGUGAGUGUUAUACGUGUGAAAACGGAUGGCGAGGGUCGCUUUGUACAAAACGUUGUCCGAAGCACUGUAACAAAAACAUCUGCAAACGGAAUGGACGAUGCCAUACAUGUGAAAAGGGGUGGUACGGCCCUCGAUGCAAAUGUCGUGGUCACUGCUCUGUUAAGGACGAAUGUAACAAAACAACAGGUAUGUGUAACGAAUGUGCACCAGGAUGGUUCGGUGAAUUUUGUGACCAAUCAUGUCCACGAAGCUGCAAUGGGUCAGGUUGUCAAAGAAACAAUGGACAAUGUUAUGGCUGUCUGAAUAAUUGGUACGGCAAAACAUGUGAAUGUACCGGCAACUGUGACAAAAAUGGAUGUGACAAAGUCACUGGACGAUGUUAUGCAUGUGAAAGGGGCUUCCAUGACAAAUUUUGUCUUUCUGAAUGUCCUGUAAACUGCGAUGCUUCCAUAUGUAACAGGACAUCGGGUGAUUGCUUAGGUUGUCCUGCAGAUUGGACUGGAUUAAAGUGCGAAUGUCGAGGUCCCUGUGACUCCGGCGGAUGUAACACCACUUCCGCCCGUUGCUACAAUUGUGCUUCGGGGUACUAUGGAGAACAUUGUGACGUGCCUUGUGGCGAUAACUGUACACUGUGUGAUCGACAGUGGGGUAUUUGUCGUACUUGUACGGAAGGAAUGUUCGAACGUAACUGCUCGCAGUUCUGUCCACAGGAGUGCGUCGGCGCAUGUACUUUCAUAAAUGGCGAAUGUGUGCGAUGCGAGAAAGGUAAAAUGGGUAAAUAUUGUACUCAAAAUUGCAGCAGUAACUGUUAUGAUAAUUUGUGUUCAAUUAAUGGUACCUGCCGUUAUGGCUGCAUCAGUGGUUGGGAAGGAUACAACUGCGGGUUGCAGAAAGAUGAGCAGACAGUUACCUUUGGAAUGUUGUGGAUUGUAGUGGUGGGAGUUGCUUCCUUUAUUGGAUUGGUACUACUGAUCGUUCGUCUCUCCUGCAUUCUAAAGAAGAAGCGGACGUCGGACGGAAGUGGAGAAUACACCAACAACACAUCUAAACCCACAAAGCGGAAACAGCGAAACUGGGGAGCGAUAGUACGACGAACAGACACACCGAGACCCGGACUUCGCCCAAUGACUGUCCACGUAGCUAAUGUCGGCAAUCCUGCAGCCGUUUCAGAACGUUAUGUUAUAGAGUAGAACAGAUUGCCGUGCGGUUGAUGCUGCUGUCCACGACCAAUUCGAUAAAAUCUUGCAAUGUGAGUGUGCAAGUGCAAAAAUGCAUGGGUGGUUCUGAGAGAUAUGGAUAGUGAUAGAAAAUUGGGGUGAAAGGCCGAAUGCGCGAGAGAAAGAGAGAUGAACAGCGUGUGAGAAAGAAAACAAGACAAAUUGUCAUGUUACAGGUAUUAGCUCGUGAAUACCACCAUACCUCGAUUUAGGCUAAAGCCAGUCCAUAAAUGUUCUUGAUUCUUCAUUAUCCAUCUACGGGAAGAAAUAAAUAUCGAUGCCAUGUGAUAUAACUUCUCGAAGCAGGCGAGGUCCUGUUUGAGACAGGUAGAUACCUACCUCUGAUUACUCCAGUCAUCAACUCUGACCAAUACGUGCAAUAUCCAUUAUGGACGUACAUAUGUCGGACCCAUUCACACCAGUUCAUUAUAUACGACCAUAGUUGUAUACUUAUUCCGUCUACGUUUUGAAUGCUGUCACCUUUGUGAUGCUAUAUAUGUAGUUGUAAAAGUUUUGUAACGUUUCUUAUUUUUAGUCUUCCUCUUAAGUUUCUAAUUUUAUAUUACAAACACCUAUAUGUGUAUUCGUCAAUUUUACAAAAAAGUGUUCCUUGUAAAAUUUCUUUCGUAGUUCAAACUUUGUGUUCGCUUUUGGACGUUCAGCAUUGAUAUUUUCACAUGCUUUGUAAUUAUGUUUGGAUGAUACAAAUCUACCUACGGCUCGUUCAUUUAAGUGUACCCUGAAUCAUUUUUGAUAUUUGAAACGUGAAAAAUUCCGCUUAACAAUAUAUUGUUUUAUCGAGAACUGCUUUGUAAACCGUUUACUCUUUUCCAAUAUAUAAGCCAUCAAAACCGACUGUGUUGACCUGUCAUAACCAAUCGGCAUCGAUACUGCUUGUAGAUUCCUAGAUGUGACGUCACACAUUAAUUGUUUUCUUUUAAGAAUGCCUAAUCAAACGUUUAAAAUAAGAUGGCAAUAAGGUGGCCAUUUUGAAUUUUUACAGUUGAAGUUUGUUGUCCUUGUUUAUCAGAUCAUCAUAGAUUUUUCUUAAAGUUAGAUUGUUCUUUGCCCCUAGUUGUGAAUGUUCCUUUUUGAGACUAAUUGGGAAUUAGAUGGCGAACAGGUGGUCAUUUUUAAUUUUGUCAGUUAAAGUUUGUUAUCGCUUUUCCUCAGAAAGUUCUUCAUGAUAUUUCUUGAAUUUUUGACCCCACUCCAAGUUUGUUUACUCUAUUUCUAACAGUGUUCUUGACGGACCUUUCUGAGAUUGAAUAUGCAGAUUCCUUCUUCACUUCUCCUACACAAAACAACAUGUAUUAAUAUUUCCUGUUCGGUUAUUGUGGUUAUAAUGCCAAGAAAAGAAUAGUUAACGUAUAAUUCGGAGGGAGCUCGGAAACCCACUGUUUAGGACGCGUCAUUGCAUUUAUUUAUACAUCAUAUCUGGUACAUAAUGUACGCAUUCCGCAUUAUACGUCUCUGGUACACAUAGGAAGUUCAAUUUCUAAUUCAGAUAACAUGUUCUACUUUUAAAAACUAAAAAUAGAAAUACAAUAAUCGAAAUAUGCUAAUCUUUAUGGAACGAUGUUUUAUUUUGACUGUUAUCUGCCGUCUGCGUUGAUUUCAAUUACCGUGAUAGUAGGAAAGUUUUGUCGGAGGUAGAAAAGUGUCAGUAGUUCCCAUUACUAACAUGAGCGAAGGAAUCGGUCGGUUUGUGGAAUGACGAUAGAAAAAGAAAAGCGUGUUUAAGCAGUAUUCUCGUUCGAGAAUUUUUCAGGUUAGCAAUAGAUUGGCUUCCCUAUCGAAAUAACAGUUUGACAAGGGAAAUGUAUGACUGAAUCUUGACGAAUUUAGCUUUUAGUUUUUAUCCCACUUCAUGAUAUGGUAGCUAUUCCAAUUUCUCGUAUUUUGUAGUUAGCAUAUAUCUUGUAGCUUUUUAGUCCCAGACUCUUAUCCAUGAUAAAGGUAAUGUGGUGCUGGGAGCCCUGCAUACAGUACGAGUGUUACUAAUAUCAGUCUGAAUGGUUAGGUCAUGCUGCUGUAUAGAAUGUUGCUUUUUACUAAAGAUAAGUUGUUGGUGUAUUUACGUUAAGAUAUAGACCAUUCUCGUUCAUUUUCCGUAAGCUCACGGUCAUCUCUGUGAUCGGCCAGUCAUUCAAAUUCUUUCUUUUUAGCUCACCUGGCCUGAAGGGGCGAUGAGCUUAUGCCAUGGCGCGGCAUCCGUCGUCCGUCAACAUUUGCUUCAAAUCCCUACUUGUCAUACAGUGUUAAAUUGAUUUGGCGAAUUUGGUAAGAAACCUCCUUAGGGAAAGGUGAACAGAUUUAGCAUAAAUAGUGACUCUGAACCCCCCCACCCAAUCCCUAGGGACUUAGUUUCUUGGUUAUACUUUUUGAAAUCGUUGAGAUCACCAUCCCAUAACCACAUAUAGCAUUGCUGGACAUCAAGGGAUAUACGUAAUACUGAUGUAAAACAGGUACAGGGGUCUUUCCCUACCCCGAGGGACUUAGUUUAUUUUAACACAAUCAUGUUGUUAAAACAAUCCUUGGGGUCUUUUCACACCCCUAGGAAACCUGGACAUCGUUUCUGGGUUAUUUCUAUAAAGCAUUUGAGAUCCCCACGCCAUAAGUAUAUAGUGUUUGACAUCAACAAAUAGAGCUAUUAACAAAUUGAACACGAACAUUCCAACCAGGUGAGCGACUCAGGCCCUUUAGACCUCAUGUUUGUUUUUGUUUGGAUGAUUACAGUUGUCAGUUUUCUGCGUUGGGCGGAAGCCGAUGGGGGGCUAUUGUAAAAUACAUAAAUAUACGACCAUUGUUAUUCCCAUUUAAGGUGAUUAUUGUUAAUUGUUUAUUGCUACGUUGUUAAUAAUCAUCAUGUGUAAAUGACCAUAUCUACAAACUAAGGUGAUUGCAAUGGUAACAUGUUCAUUCCUUUGGUGUUAAUGUAACGUAAUACAUAUGUACAUUGAAUGUCAUUUGUCUCAGAAAAAAACUGGGAAGCAUUGUUUCUCAAAUGUGGAUCUACCUUUCUAAAUUCAGAUGUCAUAAAACGUUGGUGCUACAACA